AUGCCGACAGUUGCCAACGCGUGCUAUGCUUACUUCCUCACCCGCCGAAUAUGGAUCUUGCUUAGCAGAUACAUCGCCGUCGCCCUCUUUUUGGUCGGCCUUCUCGCUCCCAUCAUGGACAUCGCCUUCUCUGAUCCCUCCGUAUUCCCUCAUUGCCGAAUGCUGAAUCCGGCGCCGGUGGCAAGAAUCGGUCACUCAUUAUAUCCAGUGUUGUUCUCCCCGGUACUUCGGAGCAUGUUUGAUGCCCUCUCUACGUUCGCCUUCCUUUAUUACCUCUGGUUCCACUCCUCUCUCGGGCAGCCUCGCUCCAUAUUUGUGCAACAUCUCAUCGGAGAAGAGAUACGGGCCCUACUACUGAUAUUCGGCAUCAUGGCGAUGGAAGCCGUCUUCUUCCAAAUCCCCUCUGCUCGGGCGCAUGGCCGCAAUUUCAUCGCUCCCCUCGUCGAGGCUUUGACUGCGACCCUCACGAGCCGCCUCAUGCUCGGCCUCGCCCCAAAGCCCACACAGGGCGAGCUUGAAACACGCACCGCGGUUCCGUCGAGCUACUUGCACUUUCGGCCGACGGGAGAAAACAGCCUCAUGGAGACCGGCCUACGCACGCGCACGGUGCCGCCAGAGUGGGGCUGGCAUCGGUUUGCGACCGGCGCGGGCAGCGGGCGGGGGACGCCGAGUAUAUUUGCGGAGUAUCCGUUACCCGGACAAGCGAUGCCAGUGGAGAUGGGUGAAUUCGAAUGGGAAGAGUUUGAGCGUUGA
Messenger RNA from Mycena indigotica, 753 nucleotides. RefSeq lists its product as uncharacterized. NCBI's taxonomy places the organism in Eukaryota, Fungi, Basidiomycota, Agaricomycetes, Agaricales, Mycenaceae. The transcript has 10 exons. The record is from RefSeq and is a predicted model, not a curated record. Bases 1 to 753 code for a protein of 250 amino acids.